UACGUAACUGAUUGGAUAAGUUGAAUCUUUAAAAACAUGGACCACAUUGAAGGGCAUUUUAGUAAAUAUUAGUCCACGAAGGAAAACACAUCUUUGGUGCAGCAGACACAGAUAGGUCAUGAGUGAAUGUCCGUACUUUGAGAAGAGGCAUUUGUUAUUCAAAAUUAAACCUCCUUUAGAGGAUGAUGAGGAUUCCUCGCAGGAAGGGGUAAACAAGGCCAGCAAAGGAGGAGUUGUCUACGGAGACUAUCUGCAGCUUGACAAAAUAACCACAGCCCAGGUUUUACAAAGUGAACUGAAGGGCAAUAAGAUCCACGAUGAGCACCUCUUUAUCGUCACACAUCAAGCGUAUGAGCUGUGGUUCAAACAGAUUCUCUUUGAGCUGGACUCGGUACGGGAGAUCUUCAUCAGUGGACAUGUCAGAGACGAGCGCAACAUGCUCAAAGUCAACACUCGCAUACACAGGAUCGUGAUGAUCUUCAGGCUGCUGGUCGACCAGUUUGCCGUUCUGGAAACAAUGACAGCCUUGGACUUUUUUGACUUUAGAGAAUACCUGUCUGCAGCUUCUGGCUUCCAGAGCCUUCAGUUUCGGGUUCUGGAGAACAAAAUCGGCGUGCCAGACAACCUGAGGGUCCCAUACAACAGACGUCAUUAUAGGGACAAUUUCAAAGGUCAUGACAGUAAGACGUUACUCCAAACAGAGCAGGAGCCAACGCUUCUAAAACUGGUUGAGGAGUGGCUGGAGAGAACUCCGGGCUUGGAGGUGGAUGGAUUCAAUUUCUGGGAAAGGCUGAAAAUCAAUAUAUUUGAUGGGUUGAAUGUAGAGAAGGAAAAAAUCGAGAAAAUGCCAGAAUCGGAGGAGAAGGAGGAGCUGACGGCUGAGCUCGUCAAACAGAGAGAGAUCUUCACGUCUCUAUUUGAUGAAAAGCGUCACGACCACCUGGUCAGCAAAGGUGAAAGGAGACUUUCUUACAAAGCUCUUCAAGGUGCUCUGAUGAUCUACUUCUACAGGGAAGAGCCGAGGUUUCAGGUUCCCUUCCAGCUCCUCACGUCCCUCAUGGACAUUGACACCCUCAUGACAAAAUGGAGAUACAAUCAUGUGUGCAUGGUGCACCGUAUGAUUGGCAGCAAGGCAGGAACAGGAGGCUCAUCUGGCUACCUCUAUCUCAGAUCUACCGUCAGCGAUCGUUACAAAGUGUUUGUGGAUCUGUUUAACCUGGCGACCUUCCUGGUGCCUCGCCACUGGGUGCCCAAACUGAAUCCCAACGUUCACACCUUCCUCUACAUGGCCGAGUGCUGCGACAGCUCCUACUGCAGCAGUGAGGACUCAGACUAGAGGGCCUCUACUGUCCUGGCCUCCCUUUGCUGCAACGGGGUGAUCACAGAGGGGGAACAUUUGCUGGAAGUUUUUAGUGACCUGAGCACUGGUGAACUGGAGAUAGUUUGUUUGUGCCAGUCAAUGCAUAAUUUUGUAGAUAACAAUGAAUGUGAGAAAACCUGAUAAACUACAUGGUCUCUCAUUAACAGGGAUGGUUUCAAAUAUAUUCUGUAGCUAAGUGAAAUAACAAGUUUAAUUGGUUAAACAAGUGUGGGAGGGGUUCAGUGAGACUAUGGAGCAAGACUUGCGUAUGGCUUCGAGGAGAUUCUGGUUCACCAUCCGGCGCCUCAGGAGGGUAAAGCAGUGCACUAUCAACACUGUUUACAGUAGUGAUGCUGACCUCUACUCGGGACGUUGUGGAUCGAUGGGCGGAAUACUUCGAAGACCUCCUCAAUCCCACCAGCAUGUCUUCCAGUGAGGAAGCAGUGUCUAGGGACUUUGGGUUGGACUCUCCAAUCUCUGGGGCAGAGGUCAAUGAGGUGGUUAAAAAGCUCCUCGGUGGCAAGGCUUUGGGGGUGGAUGAGAUCCGUCCGGAGAUCCUUAAAACUCUGAAUGUUGUUGGGCUGUGUUGAUGCGGCUCUGCAAUAUCGCAUGGGCAUCGGGGGCAGUCCCACUGGACAGGCAGACCGGGGUGGAGGUUCCCCUAUUUAAAAAGGGGGAUCGCAAAGUGUGUUCCAACUACAGAGGGAUCACACUCCUGAGCCUCCCUGGUAAGGUCUAUUCAGGGGUUCUGGAGAGGAGGGUCCGUUGGAUUGCCUAACGUCAGAUUCAGUGGAAACGAUGUGGUUUUUGUCCUGGAACACUGCACCAGCUCUAUACACUUAGGGGGAUCUUGGGGGGGGGGGGGUUCGCCCAAGCAAUCUACAUGCCUUGGGAUUCCCCUGAAGAGCUGGCAAAAGUAGCUGGGGAUAGGGAAGUCUAGACCUUGCAGUUUAGGCUGCUGCCCCUGCAACACGACUCCGGAUAAGCCACUGAAAAUGGAUGGUUGGAUGGUUAAACAAAAUCUUAGUGUAAUACUUGCUUUUUGAUAUGUAAAUGUAAAAAAUGUAAAAUCAUAAGUUUGUAUAUUUAAAAGUUUAGCAAGCAUUAAAAAAGUAACUCAUAAUCAUAAAAACAACUAAAUAGGAAAGCUUGUGACCAAAUGCCUGACAACAAAAAUUUCACAACUCAAAAUCGGGAUUCUCUGCACUAAUCUCCACUCUGAGUCACACGGAGGGAUGCAGACAGCUUCCUGAUGAGGACUGUUUAGAUGUUCCCUCAAUAAACUUAUGUAAAUGAAAAUUCACUGACCUGCAGGCAAACAGAUCAGUGGGAGGAAUGAUCAAACCUUGAGUGAAGGGACAAUGCUGGUGGGACUUUACAGAAAUGCAACAUCUUUCAUGUCAAGGGGCAAUUUUAUGUGACUGAGAUGCACCUAAAGUGAAAUAAAAUGUACAUAUGAUGAAAUCUCAACCACAUGAAUGUCAACAGAACUACAGCUUUAAUGCUAUGAAAUAAAACCCAGAAAUGGUGUACAUAGCUGCUUCCUGAUGAGGACGGUAGUUGCUACUGAUGUUUUUAUAUUACUAUAGAUAGAUAAUUUUGUUGUGUAUUUAUAGACUAAUUAUUGGAUAGUUUUUGGAAUUAUUGGGAUUUUUGUAUAGCUGAAUUAUGCAUUCUAAUGCCUAUAUAUAUAUAUAUAUAUAUAUAUAUAUAUAUAUAUAUAUAUAUAUAUAUAUAUAUAUAUAUAUAUAUAUAUAUAUAUAUAUAUAUAUGUAUAUACAUUUUUCUUUAUGUAUUUAAUAAAAUGCAUGUUUUGUACAGUGAAAAGAUUGGUAUUGUUGCAGUUUUGCAGCAGCGUGUUCUGUAGCGCUGUUAUAAUCCAACACUUGCAAACAUAUGAGAUGAUUUAUUUUCUUUUAGUGAUGCAAUAUGGUUACAUUUCAAUAAAAGCAUUAUCCAAUGUGA
Messenger RNA from Nothobranchius furzeri (turquoise killifish), 3325 nucleotides. It is a transcript of the gene tdo2a, whose product is annotated as tryptophan 2,3-dioxygenase a. NCBI's taxonomy places the organism in Eukaryota, Metazoa, Chordata, Actinopteri, Cyprinodontiformes, Nothobranchiidae. The record is from RefSeq and is a predicted model, not a curated record. Gene Ontology annotation, molecular function: metal ion binding; heme binding; L-tryptophan 2,3-dioxygenase activity.